Terrapene triunguis (Three-toed box turtle) is the source of this 1585-nucleotide messenger RNA. Its product is annotated as neurofilament heavy polypeptide-like. Bases 842 to 1489 code for a protein of 215 amino acids. NCBI's taxonomy places the organism in Eukaryota, Metazoa, Chordata, Testudines, Emydidae. The transcript is spliced from 2 exons. The record is from RefSeq and is a predicted model, not a curated record.
GUGGGGGCAAGCCAUGCCCCUCACACAUUGUAACCUGCUGGUGGGGCCUCCUGGUGGGAGGCAGAGGGGAGGAAAUCCAUACACAUGGGGAUCCCAAGGACAAUGAGGGCUCUGGGGUGACCCCCGGAGAUUUGGGGUGCUCUGUAAGUAUCCAGGUCCCCGGGGCAGAGGGGGUCUGGGGUGACCCACGGAUAUUCGGGGUGCUCUGUAUGUAUGCAGGUCCCCAUGGGCAGAGGGGGUCUGGGGUGACCCCUAGAGAUUCAGGGUGCUCUGUGUGUAUCCAGGUCCCCGGGGCAGAGGGGGUCUGGAGUGACCCCUGGAGAUUCAGGGUGCUCUGUAUGUAUGCAGGUCCCCAUGGGCAGAGUGGGUCUGGGGUGACCCCUGGAGAUCUGGGGAGCUCCGUAUGUAUCCAGGUCCCCAGGGCGGACGGGGUCUGGGGCAACCCCUGGAUAUUUGGGGUGCUCUGUAUGUAUGCAGGUCCCCAUGGGCAGAGGGGGUCUGGGGUGACCCCUGGAGAUUCGGGGUGUUCUGUAUGUAUGCAGAUCCCCAUGGGCAGAGGGGGUCUUGGGUUACCCCUGGAUAUUUGGGGUGCUCUGUGUAUAUGCAGGUCCCCAGGGGCAGAGGGGGUCUGAGGUGACCCCUGGAGAUUUGGGGUGCUCUGUAUGUAUUCAGGUCUCCAGGGUGGAGAGGGUCCGGGGUGACCCCUGGAGAUUCGGGGUGCUCUGAUUGUAACAAGCUCCCAGGGACAGAGGGGGUUUGGGGUGACCCCGAGGGAUGUGGGGUGCUCCGUACACCAGGGAGUCCUCGCAGCAGCCCCUGCACCCCUGCUCCCCGUGAACUCAUGCCGUCUGUGUUGUGUUUUCUUUCUGUGCCCGGCUCCUGGUCUGUGUGUGUGUCGCUGCCAUCUUCAUUCUCACCCUCAUCACCUCCAUCCUCUUCCUCCUCGCCGUCGCGGCACCAGAAACCCGCCGGGCCGGGCCGCAAGGCGCCCGCCAAGCCGGCGCCCAAGCAGCAGAAACAGCAGCAGCUGAUGAGCACGGCCCCAGCCUAUGGCAAAGCCCCCGGCGGCGGGAAAUCCCCUGGCAACGCCAAGACCCCUGGCAACGGCAAAUCCCCCGGCAACGCCAAGUCCCCCGGCAACGCAAAGUCCCCUGGCAACGGCAAAUCCCCUGGCAACGCCAAGAUGGCAGCUGGGGGGAAACACCUGGCUGUGAAAAAUGCCCUGGGCAAGGCCCAGACGGGGGGCAAGGCCUACGCUGGCGCCGGCGCACCCAGGAAACACGGCAACGGGUACCAGCAGGUAGAGCAAGAGCGAGGCAUCCAGAUCGGUGCUGGGCACCCCCCUGAGGGGGCAGCACGAUCUGAGAUCUAUGGGGGGAGCAUGCUCCCCCCCACCCCAUCCCCUCCCCCCCAAUCUAUGCGUCUCGCUCGUGUCUGUUUGUCUGUCUGUGAUGGGGCCAUUCGGGAAACGCCUUGGCAACAUAAAUAAACCAGCAGAUGGAGAAUGUGGGGAAGGCCCCAAAUCCCAUUCCCUGCCCCCCUGAGCCAGCCAGUCCCUGCCCUGGGGCCAGAUUGGAGCCGGUGC